Molecule: messenger RNA, 1137 nt
Organism: Entamoeba nuttalli P19
Lineage: Eukaryota; Evosea; Mastigamoebida; Endamoebidae
Product: leucine rich repeat and phosphatase domain containing protein
Exons: 2
Coding region: 1-1137 (378 amino acids)
Biological process (GO): negative regulation of MAPK cascade; protein dephosphorylation
Cellular component (GO): cytoplasm
Molecular function (GO): MAP kinase tyrosine/serine/threonine phosphatase activity; protein tyrosine/threonine phosphatase activity; protein binding
Source: RefSeq, a predicted model, not a curated record
AUGAGUGAACAACCCAUUCAAAUAGAGCUUUGUUCACAAGAUUAUUCAGAAACACCUCUCCCAAUUUCUCAGUUUCAAGACCCUGAGACAAAUACUUUACAAUACCAACAAGAAGAAAUAUCACCUGAAGUUCUUCAAAAAAAGCAAGAAAUGGUUGAAGAAAUUGAAAAUGAAGAAACUUCCAAACAACCUGAUCAGCCAACUCAAAACGAAACAUUCGCAAGAACUAGUUUUAGCUCACUUCCACAAUUGUCUUUAGUUGAUUUAAGGCAGUAUGUCAAAACAUACCCAAUUACUUCAAUAACUGGACUGAACAUAUCAAAUAAUAGAAUGGCAAAUCUGUCUCUACCAAAUCUGGUAUCAUUAAAAGAAUUAAAUAUUUCCCAUAAUGCUUUUAAAAAGAUACCAACAGUAUUAUCUAUUUUUACUCAACUAACACGUCUAGAUAUUUCAUAUAAUUAUAUUAAAUCACUUGGUAUAUUAAAAACUCAUAAAUCAAUACGAUUUCUUGAUAUUCAUCACAAUAAUAUCCAUAAGUUAAACUUUGACCAUUAUGAAACAGCAUCUAACUUGAUUCAUUUUGACAUAUCUGAUAAUUAUAUUGCCUCUCCAUUGGACAGUUCGGAAACAUUUUAUUAUACAUUCCCUUCUAUAUACUUUCAGCGGAGUCCAACAUUUAUUAUAUGGGGAUUAUAUCUUGGUUCAGUAAAUUCAACUUAUGACAUUGAAUUUAUUAAAGGAUUAGGAAUUGGUUGUGUUCUUUCAGUAGGUAAAAAACCAAUUCAUGAACUUGAUGGAUAUAAUUUGUUCAUACCUAUUGAAGAUAGUCCUACAGAAAAUAUCAUGGAAUUCCUUCAAACAGCACUACUUUUUAUCGAUGAAAAUAUUAAAAGAAGCAGGGCUGUAUUAGUUCAUUGUGAAUGUGGAGUAAGUCGAAGUGCUAGUGUUGUAAUAGCCUAUAUGAUGAAAAAAUAUAAUAUGAAUUAUGAAAAUGCACUAAGGUUUGUGUCUUCUAAACGUAAAUGUGUUUUUCCUAAUCGUGGGUUUGAACAACAAUUACUUCAAUUUGAAAAAACUACUUUCACAUUUGGUUUGGAAGAAAAAGAGAAGAAAGCAAAAAGGAGAUGGAUCAACUAA